AUGGAUGAAAAGUACGCAUCAGAGGAACGGAGAGAUGUUGUCCCUGUUCCCAAGACAUCGGCUGGCCGCUACCUGUCUACGCGCCUGGCAACCCUGAAACCAGCCCACGACAAAGUAGCCAAUCCCAUCACCCUGCUGCGCCUGCUCAACUUGCAGCAAUGGCUUUUCUUCCUCGUCGCCUUUUUUGCCUGGACUUGGGACGCCUUCGACUUCUUCACCGUAUCCCUCACCGUGGAGAAUCUGGCCGAGACGUUUGGAAAGACAAAAGUGGACAUCACGUGGGGUAUCACGCUAGUACUGAUGUUAAGGUCUGUUGGCAGUAUUGUCUUUGGCCUGGCUGCCGACCGGUAUGGGAGGAAGUGGACAUUUAUCAUCAACAAUCUGCUGUUCAUUGUGCUGGAAUUGGCAACGGGGUUCUGCGUCACCUAUAAAGAGUUCCUUGCCGUGAGAGCACUGUUUGGUAUCGCGAUGGGGGGUCUGUAUGGGAAUGCUGCUGCUACAGCUUUGGAGGACUGUCCUGAAGCAGCACGAGGACUCAUUUCUGGAAUGCUCCAGCAAGGUUAUGCGUUUGGAUACCUUCUUGCCACCGUAUUCGCUCGCGCCUUUGUCGAUACCGUUGGCCAUGAGUGGCGACCUCUUUUCUGGUUCGGUGCCGGACCACCUGUGCUCAUCAUCAUCUUCCGUAUCUGUCUCCCAGAAACACUGGCCUACCAGGAGCGUCAGCGUCUCCGUGAAGAGCAACCCAACGCCGCCAAGGUCUUUUUGGAAGAGGGUAAAGUCGCACUGAAGCGACACUGGUUGUUGUUGAUCUACAUGGUCCUUCUCAUGGCCGGCUUCAACUUCAUGUCCCACGGCAGUCAAGACCUUUAUCCAACCAUGCUGACUAACCAAUACAACUUCUCCAAGAACCAAGUCACCGUCAUCCAAGUUAUGGCCAAUGUGGGUGCCAUGUGCGGAGGUACCUUUGUAGGUUACAGCUCUUCCAUCUUCGGCCGCCGCUUUAGCAUUGUCGUCAUGUGUAUCCUCGGCGGCGCGCUCUUAUACCCAUACACCUUCACCUCCUCUAACGCCGUCAUCGCCGCCGCCGUCUUCGAGCAAUUCUGCGUCCAGGGCGCAUGGGGCGUCGUCCCCAUCCACCUCAUGGAGCUCUCCCCGGGCUCCUUCCGCACCUUUGUCGUCGGCACAAGCUACCAGCUGGGUAAUCUCGUCUCGUCUGCGUCGUCGACGAUUGAAGCCACCAUUGGUGAGCAGUUUCCCUUGCCGCCAAAGGGUGCGGUGAAGCGGUACAAGUACGGCCUUGUGAUUUGCAUCCUCAUGGGCUGCGUGUAUGCCUCUGUUAUCCUGUUAACGAUCUUGGGCCCGGAGUAUCGAGGCAGGGACUUUGAUGUGGCUGCAGAUCAGGACAUGGCGGCGGCUACGGGGCAUGUCAAGGACGUUGACGAUCGGGACGCCGAGAACCUGGAAGCGGGUAAAUCCAUUAAUGGAUAA
Plenodomus lingam JN3 is the source of this 1488-nucleotide messenger RNA. RefSeq lists its product as uncharacterized. Gene Ontology annotation, cellular component: membrane. Gene Ontology annotation, molecular function: secondary active monocarboxylate transmembrane transporter activity. The record is from RefSeq and is a predicted model, not a curated record. NCBI's taxonomy places the organism in Eukaryota, Fungi, Ascomycota, Dothideomycetes, Pleosporales, Leptosphaeriaceae. Gene Ontology annotation, biological process: plasma membrane lactate transport.